Porites lobata is the source of this 34673-nucleotide messenger RNA. The record is from the annotation of a GenBank genome assembly. NCBI's taxonomy places the organism in Eukaryota, Metazoa, Cnidaria, Anthozoa, Scleractinia, Poritidae.
AUGUCGCAAAGAAAAGAGGCUUUGAGGGAUCUGUUUGAGUGCAGCUGGCGGCCUGAUUUGAAGGUAAUUACACUUAAAGAGUUAUGCAGCUGUGUUUUAUCAAUGUUACAUGCUCUUGGAAAGCAGUUAGCGCGAGUUCCUCGUUCAAAAGACGAAUGUGUUUACACAGGCAUCAACCGUAAAUUACCGAGUCACGCAGUCAAAGAAGGUAACAAAUGUUGUUCUUUAGCUUAUGUUAAAUAAUGCGUAGCGAUCAACUGCCAUGGUGAAACAAAUAAUGGCCAUAUUAACGGACGUGAUUUAACCUUUUCGCGUUAUUCUGCGAAUGUGCUGGAAUGUACUCGUUAAAUGUCUUGUAUUAACUGUGCUCGCAUAAAUACGAAUCACGGUUGAUCUUUGUGUCCCGUUGGUUUGAAUUGGAGCAAAAGAAUUAGAUCAUUUUUGCAGUAUUUAAUUUUUUCACUCUUCGGUGAAAGGAGUUGAUCCAAAUCCCGUGAAAUACCGGAAGGACCCUACCUACUUUUACGAAAUUGACGCGAUCUCUGUAUGCCUUUCGUCUUUAACAUUAUAUUGUCGGUUUGCGUGUCUCAAUAUCCUUUUCAAGCUGCGUAGUUUAUAACUUACUCAAUGACGAUAAUCACGAGUAGACGUUGAAUGUUUACGCUCGACCGAUUUGUCUCCAUUUAGUAAGCUUUAAAAAGAUAUAUUUAUCAUAUCCUCUUGCAGCAUACAGCUUUGAUAUAUAAACUCAUCAAUUUGGGAAUUCAUAAUGGCUUUUACGUGCUGUCGUUUUGACUGCGAUAUUUUCCCUUAACCCGGAGGUCGUAUCAUCGAAAACUUUCGCUUAUGCCUUAGAGUUUGCUUUCCUUUCAUCCCCUUGCCAAAGCUAACAAAGAGAAAAAAUGCGGUUUUUUUAAACCUCCAGAACAUACAAAAUAAUAUAAUUUAAACUCGGCCCCUUUCACACACCUUUGUAACAUAUACAAAGGAAAAAUAAACCGAUUAUUAUCAGUUUGUUUUGUCACAUUCAUACCUAUUAGCUGUACCCUCUUGUUAUCUGUCAAGUGUCCCGUCCAACAUAAACAUUUCAUUUGCCGGCCUGUCUACUAGUUGUAUAAUAUUACCUAAGGUUUUGGACGAUCUAGUGACCUGCAUCACCGUCACCCGAACAGGAACAUCACAGUCACCGGGCAACCUGACGUUUGCAUAUGCGAACAUAAUUCCAAAUUGUGACGUUGUUUUACAAAAUUUAUAAACAUUUUUAGCUGUUCGCAUCCAUGUUUUAUUCUUGUUACAUUAUAGAGAAGGGCCUAGCCUGCGUAGCAGGCGCUUGGAAGUAGUGGGCACAAGAAAAAACGGGCGCGCGAGAAGGAGACACGCGAGGGGAGAGGAAGCUCCCUCACCCCUGGCUAAGAAGGGCCUAACAGUGUCACUUCGGACCUACAAAAUAAUUUAUGUAAUAUUUGUUAAGAUCAGUUACCUGUAACGAAAAAUCGUGCACAUAAAUUUUACCAUUUACAGGAGGCUUCAAUCAAAAGUUAGCCGCGUUGGGCAACUCUUUGUUUAUAGGAAAGAAAGAAAGAAAGACAAUAAAUAGGCUGGGAGAGAGAGUGUGGGCAAGUAAAGGACAUUCACGAUUGGUGCGUCUCAAUCAAAGGUCAUCUAAAGUUUGUCGUGCCGAGACUCAUCUUUCAUUCUUUGUUUAAAAAAAAGCUCUGUGUCUAGAGAGAGGGACCAUGGACAGAAAGAGCUAGCAAAAGUACAAGUCGUGUGGGGAUUUGGAAGGGCUGGGCGCAGGGCUCGAGCGGCGGGGAGGUAUGGUAUAAUAUGGUUGUCGAGAAACCUUCGUUCGAAGCUAUUUAAGCUGUUUUGUUGCACUUACUUGGUAAAAAGAGUGAUUGAGCUCACAAGUGAGAUAUGAUAUAAGUUCAGACAACAUUAUUUCCAACGUCUAUUUACAUAAUUUAUAUGUAAUUGGUGAUAGUCUCUUUUACACAAAGAUGGCAUUUGCCAUAGUUAUGUUAAAGACGAGACAGUUCCCCAAACCUUAGCCUGCGAACCGCAGACGAAUUUCCAGUCGUCGCUUCUCUCCUUUUGAAUUUUCUCGGCGGGUGAAACUAGAAACUAGAGUCGAAAAAACCGGAUGCUCUCGCAGGCUACCAAACCUUGGCUUGAUAAUUGUUACAUCAUGUUACUUAAUGUGAUGAAAACCCCUUCUAGGCUGAAUCUGCUGAAUGAAUGAACAGCAUAUUGGCUAAGUUUCAAACUUUGAACAGUGAAAGUUAUAGCCUUUCCUUUAACGAAUUGUCUAGUCUAAUUUUUGCAAAUCUUCGGUCCUCGUUUCUUACAGUUUCUUGGAAAUAAAUAGUCCAUCCCGAGACUGUCUAUGGCUGUAGGCGUUAUCUCUGUGUGUACAGUCUAGAAGAACAAAACUUUAAAAUGUUGACAUUUUAACAGUUCAACUGGCUCUAAUAUUUUAUUUUUACUUAAUUGACCCCUGUAUGUGUUGAAUAAUCGCCAUACUGCAAGCUUAGAUUUUGCUUAAUUUUAUCGCUAACAUUAGAUUAGAUCAGAACACAAGAGGCCAUUUGUUCAUGAACUGUUAACUAAAUGCAGUUUUUUCGUUGCCGAUAGAACAAUUAUCAUGUUUCAUACUUCUGUAUUUUAUUGCUGCUCACAAAAAUGUACGUUAAGAUUGUAUCUGCACAUAAGAGUGGGACCUGACCUAACAAAGGUGCAAUUGCUCGUUGAUAAUGCUUAAUUAAGUCAUAUCAUAGCGUAUUGUGAAAGAGUCGAAUGAACUCUAACAAUUAAUUGAAUGUCUGCAUUUAAGGCUGGCUUGAUCUUUUGUGGUGUGGAAUGCUGGUUCAUUUGCAUUUAGAAGCAGUUAAUGAUUUCAGCUUGUUAUCAUUGUGGGAUACCAUUAAUAUUGCUUCAUCGUGACGAAACGUUCAAGGAAAUACCUCUUUAUAGAGUAUUCUGCUUCCUAUGCGAGGUUGUCAUUGAUGGCGAAUGAUUCAAGAUUUUCCUUUACCUUUCGCUCUUGAAGACCAGAGAGUUUUGAGCAAGCGGGCUAGAUCACGCGUUAACGACCACUAUACAUCGUAGAUUCCUCCCAAACUGAUUUGUUAACUGACGUCAAAAUGGUGGAAUACAUGGUAAGUUUGGUUGAUGUUUUUGCCUUCUUUACCGAUUUCUUACGAGGAUGAUCGAUUAGUGAACAAAAUCUCAUAACUUUUAUGGUGCAAGAAAGCCGAAUUUGUACUUAAUGCCCGAUGGUUCUUACUUGUUAUAGUUUUUAAUCAUGCACGUUUACUUCUUGCAGACAAAAGGAAAUAACCUUACUGACUGUUGACUUAAGUCAACAUCAUUUUCGUUCAUUUGUUUGCUCAAUGAGAUGUAAGGGUGCUUAACCGGAUUUUACACUGCGCAGUACUUGUAAAGAGCGCUAGGUUAUUUGUUAAGUCUGUUAAUAUCUUGUUUAUAGUCAUUAGUGCAAUUUGUGCACAAAUACAGUUCGCUAAUUACGCACACCGUAUUCAGUUAUUAGAAAGCGGUGUUUAGUCGUUUUAGUUCUCGUUUUACAUGAUGUUAAAUUGUGUGUACGCGUUUGCUGCAUUGGAAGUAAGACAGGAGAGGAAACAGAAAUGGCCAUCAUAUAAGUUACUCAUUGACUCAGCACGUGAUAAAUACUAAUGCCCUACUGUUCGCCAUCAAGAUAGUAAGGGUUUGAAGGUGGGGGGAGGGUGGGGACGGGGAAUGGUAGCUGGUUCCUUGUCUUGGCAGAUAGCCCAAAUCCAAGUUAGAAAAGCGACAGUCAACAAACUAAAACCUAAGACCGUUAAGUCCGUUAAAAUUUCCUGCAUUAGUCGGCUGUCUGAGAAGAGCCAGGAGACUGGACUGUUCACUGCAAUAUCCGCUCCUUAGCCAAACUCGUCGCAGAGAGAAGUCGUUAUUAGCUGUGGUCACACUACAGACUUUUACUUAGGUAAAACCGAUUUACCUAGGGCAAAUUCAUCAAAAAUCUGUCUAGGUAAAUUCAUCUCGGGUUUUGUUCAGUACCUAGGUAAAAAUUCUGGGAAGGUCACACUACUGAUAUCGGCUCACGCCAGUUGAAUUUUUUGGAGUGUAAAUUCAAGAAGGCAAAAUGCGUAGGGAUCUAGGUGAUCAAAGAGAAGUAGUGGGCGAAAGAGAAGAGACGUUUUUUUCUUUUAUCUCGCUGUUAUUUCUUACGCUAAUUCAACGUGCAAGGUGAAGAAAGGCGAAGACGUAGACGACUCGUGCUCCCAAAAUUUCUCUCACAGCGUGAUCUAUGUCCGGUUCUGUCAUCAAGACCUUCGCCGAUGAGCGUCUAUUGGCUAGCAACCUCGGUAUUUCAUUUUUCCCUAGCUAUUGCUUUGGGGUAGCUGUCAAGGGAAACUCUAUUGUUUUCGAGACAUAUCCAAGACCCAUCAGGCCCCAGUUGUUCAAAGGGUGGAUAACGCUGUCCACCGUCAGCGGAUAACGGGCAAUUAUUUCUCCUAAUACUUAUCCGGUGGAUAGUGAUUUAUCCAGGCCAUUUCAGCAAAUACAUUGAGCGUUUCGUUUAUUCGCGAAUAAUUGUCAAGUGGCAAAUAUUGUUUGAAUAAUAAACGGGAACAUAAACAGGAAGUAUUAGUAAAUAUGACCAAUACAAGGGCUACAGAGAGUUUGUUGCUAAGUCCGUUUCGAAAUUAAUACUUUUAACUGAAACAUUAUAUUGCGACUCGAUAUUACAUCUUGAGCUAGAAUGAUGAGUCACUUGUCACAUAAAUAAAGUUCUAAAUGAUUGGGUUAAUUUCCCUCGGUAAGUCGCUAUAUAAUAAGUGGCGCCACUCGCUUUUUUCUACUGACCUGAAGAGAGGUGAGCUCAAAAGGAAAAAAGUGAAGUAACCAUUUAAAGGUUUGGAUUUUGAGGUGACGAAUGAUUCAAGAUUUUCCUUUACCUUUCGCUCUUGAAGACCAGAGAGUUUUGAGCAAGCGGGCUAGAUCACGGGUUAACGACCACUAUACAUCGUAGAUUCCUCCCAAACUGAUUUGUUAACUGACGUCAAAAUGGUGGAAUACAUGGUAAGUUUGGUUGAUGUUUUUGCCUUCUUUACCGAUUUCUUACGAGGAUGAUCGAUUAGUGAACAAAAUCUCAUAACUUUUAUGGUGCAAGAAAGCCGAAUUUGUACUUAAUGCCCGAUGGUUCUUACUUGUUAUGGUUUUUAAUCAUGCACGUUUACUUCUUGCAGACAAAAGGAAAUAAACUUACUGACUGUUGACUUAAGUCAACAUCAUUUUCGUUCAUUUGUUUGCUCAAUGAGAUGUAAGGGUGCUUAACCGGAUUUUACACUGCGCAGUACUUGUAAAGAGCGCUAGGUUAUUUGUUAAGUCUGUUAAUAUCUUGUUUAUAGUCAUUAGUGCAAUUUGUGCACAAAUACAGUUCGCUAAUUACGCACACCGUAUUCAGUUAUUAGAAAGCGGUGUUUAGUCGUUUUAGUUCUCGUUUUACAUGAUGUUAAAUUGUAUGUUCGCGUUUGCUGCAUUGGAAGUAAGACAGGAGAGGAAACAGAAAUGGCCAUCAUAUAAGUUACUCAUUGACUCAGCACGUGAUAAAUACUAAUGCCCUACUGUUCGCCAUCAAGAUAGUAAGGGUUUGAAGGUGGGGGGGGGGGGGGGGGGACGGGGAAUGGUAGCUGGUUCCUUGUCUUGGCAGAUAGCCCAAAUCCAAGUUAGAAAAGCGACAGUCAACAAACUAAAACCUAAGACCGUUAAGUCCGUUAAAAUUUCCUGCAUUAGUCGGCUGUCUGAGAAGAGCCAGGAGACUGGACUGUUCACUGCAAUAUCCGCUCCUUAGCCAAACUCGUCGCAGAGAGAAGUCGUUAUUAGCUGUGGUCACACUACAGACUUUUACCUAGGUAAAAGCGAUUUACCUAGGGCAAAUUCAUCAAAAAUCUGUCUAGGUAAAUUCAUCUCGGGUUUUGUUCAGUACCUAGGUAAAAAUUCUGGGAAGGUCACACUACUGAUAUCGGCUCACGCCAGUUGAAUUUUUUGGAGUGUAAAUUCAGGAAGGCAAAAUGCGCAGGGAUCUAGGUGAUCAAAGAGAAGUAGCGGGCGAAAGAGAAGAGACGUUUUUUUCUUUUAUCUCGCUGUUAUUUCUUACGCUAAUUCAACGUGCAAGGUGAAGAAAGGCGAAGACGUAGACGACUCGUGCUCCCAAAAUUUCUCUCACAGCGUGAUCUAUGUCCGGUUCUGUCAUCAAGACCUUCGCCGAUGAGCGUCUAUUGGCUAGCAACCUCGGUAUUUCAUUUUUCCCUAGCUAUUGCUUUGGGGUAGCUGUCAAGGGAAACUCUAUUGUUUUCGAGACAUAUCCAAGACCCAUCAGGCCCCAGUUGUUCAAAGGGUGGAUAACGCUGUCCACCGUCAGCGGAUAACGGGCAAUUAUUUCUCCUAAUACUUAUCCGGUGGAUAGUGAUUUAUCCAGGCCAUUUCAGCAAAUACAUUGAGCGUUUCGUUUAUUCGCGAAUAAUUGUCAAGUGGCAAAUAUUGUUUGAAUAAUAAACGGGAACAUAAACAGGAAGUAUUAGUAAAUAUGACCAAUACAAGGGCUACAGAGAGUUUGUUGCUAAGUCCGUUUCGAAAUUAAUACUUUUAACUGAAACAUUAUAUUGCGACUCGAUAUUACAUCUUGAGCUAGAAUGAUGAGCCACUUGUCACAUAAAUAAAGUUCUAAAUGAUUGGGUUAAUUUCCCUCGGUAAGUCGCUAUAUAAUAAGUGGCGCCACUCGCUUUUUUCUACUGACCUGAAGAGAGGUGAGCUCAAAAGGAAAAAAUUGAAGUAACCAUUUAAAGGUUUGGAUUUUGAGGUUGGUUUAUUUAAUAACCGCGUCCUAUUGUUGUUAAAUAACUGAUUCAUUUUAAAGCCGGAUAAAUUUGUAGGAUAGGUUCCAGUUAAAAUCGUUUUUACAUAGCUAAAAUGCCGGGAUAAAUUAGCUGUCGGUUAAGUACGUGCCUAAAGCUGAGCUAGGACUCUCGGAAGUUCAAGGGUCUUUUGCCUUUGCUCUCUUUGUACAGUGUCAGUUUUAGUGUCUUUUAGCGAUAAUUGCAAACACCACUAGAGUCAAUAGUCGGUGUAGUGCAUUAAUUUUCAGAUUUUCCGUGACAGCUACAACAUUUCAGGUACAUGCCUUUGAUGUGUUGUGAAAAUUAUCCUCCAGGAAAGAUUUUCCGGGAGGUCUUCUUCGAUGGACACCUUCAGCUAAGGCUAAAUCACCUAGUAUUAUAUUUGUAUGAAGUUUCCAUGUACAUGUACAUCAUAGACAGGUGAAAAUACCCACACCCACGCCUGUUUUUACGUACAUGUAAUGAAAAAUGUACAAAGAAGAAAGAAAAUGUUUAGGUCUCACCAAGCGAACGAAAUAUCGAAUAGGCUUUAGUUUAGUGCAUGGUUACACCUGAUGAUUUCGUCAAUAAUCUUAAAAGUUAGUGGAAAGUACUGUCUACCUUUGAUAGUGAUGGCCCCCAAUCAAUCCUAACCAGAACGUUUGAUGUAAUUACCUCUUUUUGAUUUUUUUUAAUCAAUGUCAUGCUUUAAUUUGUAUUUUUUUAACUUUUAGUUGUACAGUGUAUUUUAAAAUGCUUGCAACACCUACUUCCAUGGCGUCCUUGAUGCGCAGUGAAGUAAAUUGUAGUAGUCAAUAUUAAUGCGAAAGUCUAAAAUUAAAACAAUGAGGUAUUGAUUAGACACAGAACUAAAAACAAACCGAAGUGCGAAAUCGGAAGGGUGCUGUUUACUUAUGACUGGUUGUCGGUGUUGUAGGAUAUGUUUCGUCUCACGAUCCUUUUCUCCCUUAAGAAAGAUUUUGAGGUCAGUGAUUAUUAGCCAGUGAAGUUUUAUUCAUAAUGCUUUAUUUUACUAUUUUUUGUUUUAUACGUCAAUUUAAUAUUUUUAUGCUUGUUUACGGACUUGAGAAACAACAACAACAAAAAACAAUAACAAAAAAAAAAAACAAAACAAAAAGCAAAGAAAAUGGGUUCGUUAAUUUCAAUACAUAGAGUGCGAUUUGAUUUCCGAUAAAGUGAUAUAAUUAUGCCACGUUUGUUGUCUAAUCUGGGCAAGUGUUUCUGUAGAACGCAGAGUGUUAAUAACCAGUAGCCUAAAUAAAGCGUGUAUUUUUUUUUCUUUUGUCCUCUCAUGGUGUUAAGAUAAUGCUGUGUUUCCAUUAAGUCCAAUUACUCUUUUAUCGGUGUCCAUUCAUGCAAUCAAUGGGCUAAUGAACUUUGUGUGUCGUUUCAUUGGCAAUAGCGGUCUUAUUAAGCUUGUUUGUCAAUUAUUCAUGAUCCAAAUCGCUUUCCAACUACUUGAAGAAGAUGGACGUGCUUAGGAGCCCAUCAACGCUUUCGUCCAUUAGUGCGAAGACGUGAUCACGGAAACUUCCAAGAUGCAUAAGCUUUCACUCUUGGCGCAGUCCGGAAGACUUAUUUAAUGGCACAAUGCCGUCAGCCUUUUGGCAUCGUUCUUUUAUUAGGAGUGUUCUCGAGGUUGGUGAAAUACGUUAGUUUGUUAACUCGUAGUGUGAGCGCGAAUACUUCCAGUUUUGUUUUGUCUGUGGACCGAUCUCUGUACGAAGUCUUGUGGCACUGUUGCUUUUCAAGUGUAGACUUUUUACUGUAUCAUAGUGCUUUUUGCUAGUACAAAUAAUUUCUUUUCUUGGUGAUAUUUUUCCUUGGAUUUUAUUGUUACAGUAGUCGUUUGUUGGAAUCAAAUACAAGACAUGACUCUUUUUUUUUUUGAAAUUUCCUUUAACCGCAAUAUUAUUUUAUUCUUUUUUAACUUCAUUUUCAUAGUUAUGGUCCCAUUAUACGUAAUAAGUUUGGCUCACUGGUCCAUCAAGCUUAUUUUAAUGGGAAAAGUUUAAAAUGCAUUAAUCCUUUUCCAAGUUUUUGCAUACUUAGUGUUAUUUGACGAUAUGAUUUGCGAAUAUUGAAAAUUUUUUUCCUUGUUUGUAAAAUCUCCGGCCCCUCAAAAAGAACUCAGAAGCAAAACUGAGCUAAUUAUUUAAUAUGCGUACCGAAAAUGUCUUAGGCCCCGACCACACGUAUCCGAAUAUUGUUGAAUCCGCAAUUUAUGAAUAAAUAAAAUAUCAAAAUAACAAAAUAUUUACUUCAUAGCAACCGACUUUGUUGCCGAAAUUGUACUCGAUAUGUCAUGAUUGUAUUAUAAUAUCAAGAAUUCGUAUCAAGCAUUGCUAUUGUUUCAAUUCUAAUCUUUCUCAAAGCCCAAAAUAUGGAUGAUUCACUUGCUAUAAUAGAUUUUCCUUGUGUUUCGUUGCUCCUGCAUGUUCUUAGCCUUUCUUUCGUUUUUUUUUUUUGAGUCCCUAAUUAGUCUUUCACACGCGUAUAAAGUCCUUGAGUUGCACGUGUAAAGUCAGGUCGCGUCAACGAUAACUGCACAGUUGUUACUACAAUUACACGUUUAUCACAUCGAGCCUAACCUAAUGGCUUGUUGCAGUCCACAAACGUGGCACAAAUCAAUAUCGAACUUAAAAGUUGCCCGUGACUGGAAGUCAAGGAAGUAUACGACAUCCGGUCCUCAGUUGUUAAUCGCCUCAAGGCAGCACGCGCAUGGCAAAUACAGAAAUUUGCAUUUUACAACCGGUCUUGAUUGGUUACCCCUUUGAAUGUGAGUUUUAAUCCAUUUGUGGGUCACUUGAGAACGGGGACCGUUUUCGUGAAAGGAACAUUUCAGUACUUUAGGACUUGGAAUAAAUUCAGGUAAAGUAAACUGAGGCACGCUACAAAUUAAGAUAGCGAACUACAAUCAGACUUGCAGUGAUUGUUCACCGCUAGGGAACUGACUGCUGUAUAGUAUUGUGGUUUAAUUUUCUUCUCGGUUUCAAACUCUUUUUGGUGGAAAUUAAAAAUUUAAACCAAGGGUAAGAUUGAGCCACACAAUGUACACCAUGUUUACCGUUAAAAAACUAUCUCAGAACGACGUAACUACAAAAAACAAACAAACAAACAACAACCAGUUGCAGAUCAUUACAUGGCAUACGCGAAAGUGUAUUUACACACAGUACAUUAGAACGUUUACUUGCUUACAUUAGGUUUUUGCAACCAGUUAACAUGUUUGAUGUGACCAGUCAGCCAGUAAGAAGGUGGACAUAAUAAUCUAGGAAAAGUUGAUGUAGUUUUGUGAUUCUUGUCGCAUGGAUUUGGGUCGGAAGACCGACUGACAGAGUCUCUUUCGCAUUCAGUGAAUACGCUGGGUCAAUACUACACAUCGCACAUCACCAUACUUAUGUUAACCACUUUCUUCGUCAUUAUCAUCGUCAUUCUCGUCCUCAAGCUUAGCUGGAAGGCGGAUGUGUCAGCCGUCAUUCACAUGCGGAAAAAGGUAGCUCCAGUAUGUUUCUGUAUUUAAUCAAAUCUUGUGGGCAUGCUAAUUUGUUGGGGAUGUUCUAAUACACAUGAAUAAAGCGCAAGCUAAUUUGUUGGGGUGUUCAAAAUAUGUGAAUGAAAGGUAUCUUAGUGGGGGAGAAAGUGUAAGGGAUUCACCGAUUGGUGUAAAUCGUAUUAAAUUUUAAAUACAGAGCCAGUAUGGUAGAGAAUGGAAUACAAUAGAGAACGUUUUCUUUUAAAAUGUCUUAUUUGUUACCCGCAUAUAUAUACGGGCCAGUUUUUAUGAAAAGAUAAGUAGUUGGCAAAUUCUCUUGACAACGUGUUGUUAUUCUUAAUGGGAAAACAAACAAGUCAUGCGGAAGAGGAAUAUUCUUUUAGCCACUCCCCAUGAAAAGGGUAGAUUCCUUGAUAACGUUGUUCAAAUUAUCAAGUUUCCUUUUGGCCUUCAGAGGUAGUAUUUUAUAUGAAUAGAAAUAAGCAUCACUAAAUUUGCAUUUUCUCCCGGUUUAACUAGGAGGAGAUGUGGGCUUCCUCUUCAUAAUACUUUUUUUCCAGGUACCAUUGCUUUCGUAAAUCCUUUCUUUUCACAAUUCGUUAAGAAAUAUGUGUAUUUUAAAGUACAAUUUGCAGUUUGCUUAUUGUUCUCUCUUUUACGUGCAUGUGAGCCGCCUGACUACCGCUUUACAAAUGACUAACUGCGUAGUGUGUUUUUUGAAAAAGAAACUAAAAUGACAAAAAGGCAACUUAUUAAAAUGUAGAGUAAACAGAACCAAAUUCUAUUAAGCAGACGUUUUUGCUUCUUGUGAAUGCUUUUGAAGCGAUUCUAGACAAGUGUUCUUUGCAUAAAAGUGAUUAGCUGUCAUGUUUCUUCAAUAUUACGCGCUGCAUUUUGUCAAUUUUUGCAUAAAAAGUCAAUCAAGAUGCCGACCAUUAGAGAAAGCUAUCUGUGGUUUUACAGAAAAUGUCUCUACAAGUCCUUGCUUAAAUUGAAUGAACAGCAAACGAUAUUACUAAUAAUGCUACAGUAUUAGAGCUGUUUAUUUGAUCUUUCGGUGCCUGUUAUAUUGAUUAUCUCCACUUCAGCCGGAUGGGCAUCUGUGCGGAAUUCCUUGUUUGCCCUUUCGCGGCAGUAAGUAUACUUUACUUUGAAAAACAUUUUCCUUAAGUCUACAGUAGUUAGUGUGUGUUUGCGUUAAGCGACCGGCACGUUAUAUGAGUGUUUAAUUCCUGACAACUAAGAAUAAGUAACAGCUAACGGCCCGAUACGAGGGGUUAUGCGAUAUGUACAUAUAUAUUAACCAAUAGCGCAGCCACCGGCUUAUUGUGAUAUAUACGCAAUGUCGUAGAUUAUCAUCUCUGUCAGAGUUAAAACAUCGUCCUUUUAAGAUGAUUAGAAACAUUUAAUGCAGUCUCAAAAAGUCUCCUUUGUGCGGCCCUGAUCAUUUCCUUCUUUUACGUUUAACCUUUGCCUUGGUGUAAAAUUUUAACCUCGGCGGUGGGAGAAAUGCGUAAUGAUCCUCAUUUCGCCAGCUUGAGGCAAAAAAGAAGAAAACAUUCUCGAGUACAUGAAAGGAUUCGGUUUUGGGGGGGUUCAAACGGUCGAAUCCUUCGGGGGUCUCCAGAAAUUUUCUUUCUCUACUCUCGUAAAAUGACGAUUAUUUUAUUUUAUUCUUCAUUUUCUUUUGUUGUUAUGAGGAGUUGACAUCGCGGAUAGAGGGGAGGGGACUAUUAUUUCGUAAUGUAUAUAUUGUGGUCCAAUUUUAUCCUUAGUAGCCUGCGAACAGCAGACGUUUCUCCUCGCUCAUCGCCGCUGAAGGACGUUUCGCGAGGAGGAGGAGGAUUCGUUUCGUUCCUCCACGUGAAACCUCCCUCAGCGGCGAUGAGCGAGGAGAAACGUCUGCCCGUUCGCAGGGUAUAUCCUUAGUUGAAAUUUUAUUUUCGUUUGUUUUUUUGAUUAUAAAUUGUCAUGCUCGCAAACAAAGGAAGCCUAAUUUAUACCAAGAGUGAACUAGUCCUGUUCUCGUCAUACUAUACGAGCGAAUUUUACCACCAAUCCUUGUUUUGAAAUUGUACAGUUGCAAAGAACUCCCAAGGCAUUGCAGUUUAAAAUAAUACCCAUGUACAUGUGCAUACAAUGAAACUGCGAAGAAUUUGCUAAUAAACGAUGCUUGGUCUUAAACUUUGCCCGUCUGACUAAGGUUGCAUUCGUUUUAGCCAAUCUAAAUCCGGAUUUUGCUGUCGAAAAUUCGAUUUUUUGUUCCUUUAAGGACCAAACCAAUCUAAGAUUGCAAUCCGAACGAUCUACCUCUGAACGUGGAUCGUUUAGAUUGGUAUCUCAAUCUGGUUUCAGAUCUUUGUUCCAUUUAAUGAAACUGCUUUUCGAUCGCAAAAACGUGCUCGUUCAUCAGUAAACACGGCGGGUCAAGGUUAGUUCAGGCAAAAGUUAUUCAUAUUCUCCCGUUGUUCUAUGCCGCUAAAGGAUUGUAGCAUAUUUAACUCAAGUUCCACUGUCACUCUAAAUCCGUUAGGAAGUGAAAACGCUUAGGUAUUCUCACUGUAAAACUAUACUGUCCAAUGUCUGUUUGUGUUUAGAACGCGCUUCUCAGCGAUUGAGAAUUCGUAAUUGUCUUCAGAAUUUUCUUGAAUCAAAUUCCAGCCGAAUUUUAAGUUGAUGAGUUCCCGUAUGAACCACCACUAGUUAAAGAGCUAAUUUUCUUUCCGUUUCUCCACGAGAAGAUGCUUUUAGCAGAAAGAAGUAAAAAACGAUGCGUUGAAAUUGUGAAGAAGAUCGGAGCAGCAGGCUGCUGCUGUAUGCAUCAAUCUUACUUCAGAUUUUUGUUCCGGCUAGCACGAAAAUCCUAACAAUCUGGAUUGUCCAAAUCCGAAAAAAGUUUGGUUAAAAGGAAUGUAACUUCGAAGUCAUGCAUAAGGGCCAUUGAACCACAAUAUAAUACGUGCCAUUAACUUGUUUUCUGUGCAUUUAAUGAAGAAACCAAAAACAAGCGCAUAAAUGUUUAUAGGUGUAUAUAUGUAUUAAUACAAGGUUAUUUUAAUGUCCUUUUGGUCAGUUAAGUGUCACUAAGCAUUUCCAAGCAACUGCAUGUUAUAGUCAAGCAGACCAUCGAUAUUCAUUCCGAUAAACGCAAUUCGCUUAAUCGAUGCUACGCCCCCCGCCCCCCCAUAGACUAGAUAUUUCAGUGUUGCCACGGUCAGGGAAAAACGAAAAUUUGUCAAGGUGAGGGAAAAGUGAGGGAAUUCUGUUUUCCGGUUUGUAGUUCAUGAGUUUUCUUCAACACUUGGUAGUGGUUGUUAUUGUGAAUGCUUUCUUCCAAAUUCCUUCCUCCUCUUUCCGCUUCCAUUCUCUUUCGCGGAAAGAGGUUGAAAAUGAAGAGAAAAAUACCAAUGGCCCGCCAAAAAAGCUAAAGCGAAUGUAAACGUCGAUUGUUUCUCAGUAAUAAAAGGUCAGUGAAAAGUCGGGGAGAAGUCAGGGAAUUUUUAACUUUCUGAUGAGUGGGCACCCUGUAUUUAGUUAUCGACAACCUUUAGUUGUUAUCGUUAAUUACUAAAAAGUAUCGACAGCUUUUGGUAGUCGGUAGGGGUUUACCACACACCGGAGGAUUAAGUGUAUGUUCACGCUAAUACCGGAUAGCUCGAUAUCCCGCGGUAUAGCAGUGAUUUUGUUGCAAUUAGUUAUGUAGCCUGUUCCAGACUCCAAGAUAGUGGCGAAAAGUCGUUCAGUCAAAAGGUGUUAACAAAAAUGCGAAAAACGCGCGGGGGCUGGGGAGAGACAACCCACUUUCCCAAGUCUCGCGCGCCUUAUUUUCGCUCUGCUCGUUUUAAUACGUCACCACUAUACUAUCUGAGAGCCUGGCACAGGCUGAUGGUUAUGGUGAGUCCUGGGACUCAUUUUGUGAAAAAUCAUGUGUCCCAGUCUAGAACCAAUGAGUCCUAGGUCAAAAAAAGCAACGAAUCCCAAAUUGAAAAUGCUUAGGCCUUUAUGUAACCAGACAGUUAAUCUGAAGACGGACUCCAAAACUCUUUGCUACAGUAUACCGAAAUUAAAAUAUAGUCCUUCUAUUUUAAAGCACAACAAAGGCUAACAGAAAUAUGCAUCGUUUAACAACAGCCGUAACAACUGCCACAGAAAUUACACGAAAAGGAUAUUUCUAAAAAAACACAUGGAUCUAUCGGUCGAUCUUCGCGUCGUACGGGACGCAUGCACGAAUUAUUUUGCAUCUUUUAAGGAUUUUUAUGCGUCAGGGACGCGGGACGCGGGACGCGGGACGCAGAAGUAACAAAAUCACUGAUAUAGUAUAACAUCCAUCCGGUAUUAAAUCUCGGGUCAAUUCAGGUUCCUGGGAAACUGCCCACCUACCCCUCCUCUAUUCCAACAUUUUGCCCUAAGUGAGAAGUAAGUGUUGAUAUUGACUUAGGGGAGGGGUAGGUGGGCAGUUUUCCAGAAACCUAAAUUGAUGGUAACUCUCUGCUUUAGGAGGGUCCCCAAUACACAGGAAAAAAUAACGGAUUCCCAAAUUUGGAUAUUUUAGGGUAUUUAAAAAAAUACCCAUAAAAAUCCCAGAUUUGGCAAAGUGAGACAAGUCCCAACCACUCUUCCAAAUUUAAGAUUUUUGUGGGUAUUCUUUAAAUACCCUAAAAUAUCCAAAAAUGGGAAUCCGUUAUUUUUUCCUGUGAUAGGGUCCUUCAAUCUUCAAUCAUACUCUUGUGUAUUUUAUAAGUGCAAGAGUAUGACAGAGACGGAAGAUGUUAAAUUUAGUGCCAAGUGCUUAUUCGAGGUGAAAUUAGCCUCCCCUGACGCAUUCGGUUCCUCUUAGUUAUAGAGUAACUCCUUUGUUAAGCAAACUUGUUCGAUCAAGAUGGCUGGAUGAUGGCCUUGUUCUUAUUUUCCAUUGUUAUGUUACUCACAAUUAACCGCCCCCCCCCCCCAAAAAAAAAAAAAAAAAAAAAAAAAAAAUAAAAAUAGAGUGUGAGCCAUAUGUAGACAUCUUGGCCUCAUGUUUGGACACUUACGCACAGAUGUGUAUGAUAAGGACAGAAUAUUUUUUUUAUUUGUUUUAUUAGUUGUUCGUUUUCAACUUCUUAGGACUAUAGCAAGCGCAGGGAUACUUUCCAGCAACUAUUUCUUUCCUUGUAUUUCUUACUUUCUUGAAAUGUUUUUCAAUAACUAGAUUCUACUGAGGUUAAAUCAAGCUACGUAUGUGUAUGAGGUAAAGAAACAAUACAUUUAUUCCAGGGGGGAAAAUUAAUCAGACCGCCUAGAUACACUACCCUGGCGAGGUAUGCUUUUCUUGAUUAGCUUAUUUUUCGUUCUCCUAAACAGUUCAUAAGGAGUAAUUUGCAAUAGCAGUCCGGCCAUCCAUGUUUCACAGUAAACGCAGGUUUUUUUUUAAAUGCCCCCUUUCUUAAAGUGCAAAUCUUUUUUUUUAAUAUUGAUAUUCCUUUCUUAAAGUUUCGCAAUUAAGCCGAUAACACGUAGAGCGGAAUGUUGUUCUUGUCCUACUAUUACGGUUCUCGACCUUUUUUGCCAUCCUUUAAGAGCAAUUUCACGACCAACUAGUUUCUGUAUUUAAUAGCUACUUGAACGAUUGAAAGAAAAAAAGGGGUCCUCAUAACGGCGAAUUCCUUUUUUUUUUUUCCUUCAUUAUUGUCUUGUAACCAGCAAGACGUGAAAUUUGUGCAGAAAAACAUGUUCAAGUUGGUUAUACUCUUUGUUUGAAUAGUUGCAGGUUUGGUUGAUUAAGUCGAAAUAAGGCAUUUAAAAUCUGAUGGUUUCGCUUCAUCGUGAAUAUAGACCUUGGUUUGCCGCUGUUUGCCCGAUAUUGAAAUGUAAAUUAGGUUUGUUGUGGUUAGCAAUAAUCUUUUCGUCUUAGUCAUGGGCUUGUUCUUGCCAUGGGAUUCUAACGUUAUGUCUAAGCAUGCACCGGUUUUUUUGUUUAACAAUAAGACAGUCAAUUGUUUUCCUGGCGUAAGUUAAAUUUGAGAUCUACUGAGUCAUCAUGUCAUUUGAAUCAUGGAAAAUACACGCUGAAGGAUUCAAACAAUCUGGAUUUCUAUUACGGGUAGGAGUUUGUUGUUUUCUAUUGACGUUAGCUUGAUCACUUUGCUAGUUGAUGAAAAGAAAGUCUUCUGCUGCACAAAUCAAUUGCACAGGCAUUCAAAGUCAUUAUGGUCUAGUUUCCAUAAGGACCGUUUUAUUGACAUACACUCUUUUUUUUUUAUAAGAACCUUUUUUAUAAGAACGUUGAGGCUGAGAUUGACCCAAAUUUUAAGAACGUAUUAAGAACAUUCCUCAGGCUGAGAGUAGAUUAAGAAUGUUUUUAUUUUUCUCACUGUACAUUAAACGACAGGCAAAAAAAUAAAUGUACAAAAAUGUAAAUUGACCCAAAUACUAAAGGGCAUUUUUGUGUAACAAAGGUUUUCAUUGCAUGGUUCUUAUAAUGUUCCAAAAACGCCAUCAAGUUUCAACGCCAUCAAGACCGUUUUAUUGACAUAAAUCGUUAAAAAAUGAGUUCAGCCUCGGCAUCAAAAUAAAAAAAAAAAAAAGUUUCUUUCUUCUUGAUUCGUGCCAGCAACAUGAAAUGUACAGUCCUGUGUCGGGACAAGAAAUCGAUAAUUUUUAUUUCAUUCAUUAAUGUGAUGUGUUGUUAAAUAUAAGUCUCUUAUCAGCAUCAUCAUCAUCAUCAUUAGUAUUAUUAUUUAUUUUGAGCAUGUAUACUGUAAAUGUGCACAGAAAAAAGAAGAAUGGAAUACAAAACAGUCUUGAUACAAGUACAAAAUAUGCCACUGCUUGGCAUGUUUCUGAACAUUAGAUGAGUUAACCUCAUACAGUGACUUUGUUGGCGGGAGCCCAAAAUGUCGCUCUUUUUAGAAGUAAAUAAUGUUGAAUGACAACAAAUGUCCUGCGGUCAUUUGCUAAAAAAAACCACAUAAUUAUUAAAUAACAAAACUGCACCAUUAUUUUUGGAAUUCGUUUGAUGCGAAGUCACGUUUUAGCAUAGCAUAUAGCGCGACAUGGACCCCCUUAAGCUGUAGGCCGCGAGAAACCACCAUUCAAUUCUGGACAUAAUCGUAAACUCCCUUUCUGCACAUCAAAACUUUCAGCAAUAGAUUUUAAAUACCUCUAAACGUGAUGGUCGCAAAGCAUGACGGGAUUGCACUAAAAUCGAACAAGCAAUUCAUGUGGUUUAGUUGGAAAAAUUGAAUAAGCGCUUACCAUUUGUAUGGAAAACCCCGUAUUUCCGGUAAGAAUUCGAAUGAAACAGUUCAUCCCCUUGGAAUUUUUCGGGUAAAAAGAUAUUACCUUCCGAGAUACAUGUUUCACCUUUUUUACCGCUUUUACCGAAACGACCAAAAAUUUUCUGUACCAUUGGUGUGAAUUACCAGUACCACCGGGCUUUCUUCUCGCGAGAAAACCCGAAAAAUUUUACCGGUAUUUUGUAAAUGGUACAACUCAAUCCCAUUCAUGUUUUCGAUGCGGAAAAAGAUAAUAAUAAUAAUAAAAAUUCCAGUACCAUUCGUCGGAAAAUUUUGAUCGAUAUUUCAGUUCACGUCUUAUUUUCUGUUGUUGCGUACGGAAGUUAGUCUCCCUCGCAGCCGUUUUUGUCUCGUCACGUAACGCUCCUCGCACGUAACGCUCUUCCUCAACAUGAGGAGGAGGAGUAGGAUAUUGGGGAGGAGCGUUGCGUGACGAGAAACGGCUGGAAUGGAGACUAUAUGGAAAUAGACCAGUCUAUUAAUUAUAAGAUUAAUAUUAAUAUCAUUCUAUGUUAAUGAUGAUAACACGACACGAUCUUGCUCUCCAUUUACCAUCAGGGAUGAUUUUUUUAAAAUAUCUACGUUUGUUUUUCUGCCUUAAUGUUAAGCGAGCGAAACCCACUUAGCAUUACAUUUCCUGAAUUUGAAACAUACAUUACUGCUCAGCAGUUUAAUCUAUCCUUUUUUGACGUUUACCUCCGGUUCAAAACCACGAUUUUGUCGAGAUUUUCAUACAAGUUAGAAUAAUAAAUGUAUGGUUGCGAUAAUUCCUCAUUGUUUUUGUAUGUUUUUGCGACCAUGAUAUAUUUUGAAGCCGAAUAUUUAUAUUUUGAAGCAGAUGUCUCUUAAAAAACACCUGCCAUUUAACCACUUCGUUUGAACUUACUCAGCACGUACUUAGCAAUAUAUUUUUUAACCUCGUGUGAUUUACAAGAUAUCGCUACAAAAAGCUACAGUUUGAUUGUUCACAACACGAGAAGCCUCGUCUAUCAUUGAUUGAUUGUUUUUGGAAAUUUGUUUUAAUCAUUUUUCCGAUAAGCUAUAGCUUGACUCAGCGACCUGGUCACGCACGUCUUAAAGAAGAUUAAGAAUUGUUUACAUUUGGUUGAAAAUGUGCUAACUGUCUCCUAGUGAUACACUUUGAGUUUCCAACACAUCUCCAUUUUAAGUUUCGUGCAUUGAUCACGAUGAAACUUGGUCUUUUAAUAUACCGCCUGUAUUCAGUCCAGAAACCAAGCUGAACCAUUUAUUUAAUGUAUUAUUAAUAAGAAAUAAUACAGCUUCAGCUUUGCUUAGUAUGUAAGGCAAGAACUGGAAAUUUAUUUUAUUUUAUCGUUAAAUCUUCUGUAGAACAUUUUAAAAACUUUCCUUUGGAAACCUGUGCAAGGAUAUUUAAUUUAGAUUGUCAGAUUUAGUUGAGAUUCAUAUCUGCAACUGACUUUAUAUUUUUUACGAUUGGAAGAAUAAACCCUUAGCAAAAUCGGCGACCUUUGUCAAAAUUUUGGUGAUAUUUACAAACGAAAAAAUUUGUGAGGAUUUUAAAGGACCUUUCGAGUUUUCAAACGUAUGUUUAGUUUUUCGGCAUAUGCAAAUUCAAACGACAAGCGAUAUUUGCUGCUAUACUCGCUUGACACCUGUUCCGUUUUUUGAAGACUUCUGCGUGUUAGUCUGAGGACCAAUAAAAUGUCCAAUCGAUUGUUAAGGUAUUAUAUGUUUUGCUCACGUUUUCACUUGUGAAAUUUACUUAAUAAUUUUUUGUUGCCAUGAUGCGGACAUCUUCGAUAAUCUCGUUUCUCCUGGCUGGUUCAGUAUUCCAGACGGCUUACGAAUAAGACAUAAAGACGUAAAGUUAUUGAAUGGUAUAGUUUUUUUUUUUCAAAAUAAGGUAGGUCCACAGAAUAUUUUACACUGAGAUCCAGACAUUUAUUCACUGUCAUUUGCACUUUCUACUUACGCUUUCUAAUUUAUGGCUGUAAUUUGUAAGUAUAACACAUAUUCCGAAUUUCCUUUAUUAGCUUUGAUGCAAUUGUUGUUUUAAGCUGGCGCUACAGACGUUCAUUCCGUGUAAGGACGAUUUUUGAUUUGCGCAAGGUCGACUGAAGUGGGCGACAAGCGGAAGCAGACAAGUUUCCACCGCUGUUGACUAGCUCAAGUUUUAAAAUUAGCUUGAAAAAUAACAACUGAUAACGGAGCGAAUCAUUGCGUAAAAAAAAUUUACGAGCACUGUCACAAAGUGUUCGCUUUUAGAGCAGAAUUGUUAUUUCGCGAAAACUGUCAGUGAAAAAUUGAUGAGCAGAAGAUACCGCUCGAAUCCAUUUGACAAGAAUCAACGCAAACGUUAUCAGGACAAGACUACCGAAUAUAUCUGAAAGUGUGCAGAUUCAGCCCAUUUUGAAUGGUCAAGACCGUGAACUAACACAGCUGCUGGAAAAAAAAAUAAGCAUUUCUCUUAAACCCUUCAGUGGUUAGAUUUAUGUUGUGAUAAGCAAAAGCGUUGUGCCAUUGUAAUUAUUGAAAAUAACAACACUACACCUGAUAAUUAUCAGGUCACUUUCUUUCAUGUACGUUGCAAUUUAUUCGAAAGUGAUGAUUCAUAAUGCGAUGAUUAACAUUGGGGAAAACAAAUUUACCCGCUGUGUUUAAGAGGGAUUGUUUUGUGGUCACGGAAGUCGCUAAAAUCUCCAACAAAUGUGGGGUGGUUUUCAUUAGAAAACGUCUUGGCGUAUAAAACUAGCUUUUAUUAAAAGUAAUCACACCUCCAUAUUCCACUUUGUAAGGUGCUCGGCACUGUUCUUUUCCAUUUAAACUUUACCAAAAGAAUACCACUUGUAGAAGUAUUAUUUCAUAGCCCGUUGGUCUUCUUUGGGUGGUAGUAGGGGUAGUGUUGGAAAUAGUAGCGAUGUCUUAAGAUACAAACUCUAGCACAGACGUAAAUUUAGAAAUCCAAAGAAUAUAUUCGCAAGAAGAAGCUACAAAAAACAGUUCAAACUGGUUAUUUUGUGCCAACUAAAAACUGAGUUAGGGCUUUCCACAAUGGCAACUGAGGGAGAGUCGACUGUAUAAUCGUCGUCAUUAUCAAAUUCUCCGUGAAAACAUUAGUCGGAAGGUUUCACUCCGAUUUGUGCGAGUUAUAAUUUUGCGUGAAGUAUCGGUGUAUUUUUUUAGGUUCGUCACACUGAUUUCUGGCCUGCGGUCUGAUUCAUUGGAAAACACGCAGUAUUAUUACUUUAAUUGUCAUGUAUACAUACGGCAAGUGUGUUUACAUCAUAUUGACAAUUAUGCCUUACUUUUGCGCAAAUGCACCGAAAACCGAGAUGAUUUUUAUUGUUAUUUUCUUUUCAUUACGACUGAAACAAGAAGCAAUAUACGCGCCUGUUUGGCACACUGGUGAUUAGGUGAUGCAUGUAGCACAGGCCUAAUUGCUAAUACCGGGGUAACUUUGAAUAUAAGGUGGAACUGAGUAUUGGCGUUGAAAUGAUAAAUUAUGUACUGACCUAAGUGCUGCCCCUUUUACUACCGAAGAUGGCUAAAGUCCAAAUUCAGCAAAAUUGCGAAAUAAGAUGUUGAAAAAUGCAAAUAGUGCCAUGUGACAGUAAUGCUGAAGAGAUUUCUUUUGAAUGGUCACACCAUAGGAUUUCAUCCACAGACUCGAAAGUUAAAACUACAUACGAAACAAAUAAUACCAUGUGAAAGUCCGGCUGAAGAGGUUUCUUUUGAAUGGUCACACUAUAGGAUUUCAUCCACAGACUGGAAAGUUAAAACCACAUACGAAACAAAUAAUACCAUGCGAAAGUCCGGCUGAAGAGGUUUCUUUUGAAUGGUCACACUAUAGGAUUUCAUCCACAGACUGGAAAGUUAAAACCACAUACGAAACAAAUAAUACCAUGCGAAAGUCCGGCUGAAGAGGUUUCAUUUGAAUGGUCACACCAUAGGAUUUCAUCCACAGACUCGAAAGUUAAAACUACAUACUAAACAAAUAAUACCAUGUGAAAGUCCGGCUGAAGAGGUUUCGUUUGAAUGGUCACACCAUAGGAUUUCAUCCACAGACUCAAAAGUUAAAACUAUGUACAAAACAAAUAGCACCAUGUGAAAGUACAGCUGAAGAGGUUUCAUUUAAAUGGUCACAUUAUAAGAAUAGGUCACUUGCACUAAGAGGUCACGUGACCAAUGCUUCCUUUAAACAGUGAGUUGGAAUCUUGCUGAUGCCAAAAAUUGACGGAGCACAUAAAAAUUAUCUUACACCCAAAAUUUGAGAGGAAACGCAUUUAAGGGAGACAUUUUAUGAAACUUUGAACUUUCAACAAAGGAGUAUCAUUUGUAUUGGCCGUCAUGUUGGAGGGCAUACUCUUGCCCUCCAACAUGGCGGCCAGAACUGCUUUUUGCGUAGAUCUUGUUAACGUUUGAUAGUUACGCUCAGAUGUGUUGUAAACGUUCCCACACCACCUUUUCAACAUUUUUCUUGACGUUUAAGCGCAAAAUAUGUGUUCGGAAAGAGCUAAUUCAUAAUGUUAAAAAUCACAUUCACAUAAUCGUUUUUGAAGAAAAAAUCACAUAACUUUCAUUUUCACAAAAACGAUGUCACAUGACCUCUUAGUGCAAAUGGCUUAUUCAUCCACAGAAUCAAAAGUUAGAACUACAUUCUAAAUAAAUAAAAUAGUACCAUUUGAAAGUAUUGCUGAAGAGCGUGUAAAGCUAAAAGAGGUUUUACGUGAAUGGUCAUACCGUAGGGUUCUGUUCAAAGACUCCAAAGUUAGAACACCUUAUUAGAGACUCUAUCAUUUAGCUCUAGUCGUGGACGGGUUAAAGCUAGCAUUGUAGUCGUAGCGCUAAGACAUGCCAUUAUCCAGAAAUCAAUAUGGUCUCCACCAACGAAAGGAAACCUUUGACCGUUGAUACAUUCCCUUCUUGCUGGGGUAAACUAAGUUCUUCCAGUCGAACUGCGGGACAUAGUUUAGAAAAAACUAUUUGCUGAUUAGACUUGUUAUUUUUGCAAAACCUCACAAUGCGAAUGUCUCAAGUGAUCAUUACCAAGUGCGCAUGCACACGAUCAUACAUCCAGUUAAUUUGAGAUUUUAUCCAGGUAUAUGGUACUGUGAUUUCACGCUAACACUUGCGAGCAAAAUUGACAGCAUAUGUUAAUACAGGGUAGCCAGUUGCUCUUGCGUCCUGUCGCCAUCACUAGAAUUUCUUAUGCUUAUUUUCCCCAUUUUUACGGCUUUGUUUUUCUUUCCACCUUCGUCAUCAUUCUUUCCUUGACGUCAGUGACAGUUUGCCUGCACACGUUAAAAAUUUUCCGUUUUUAUUCUGCUAUGACGAGGGAAUUACUUUUAGGACAAACUAAAAGGAGUUUUAUGCGCGAUGAAAAUUUUGCAUUCAGCUUAUAGAAGUACCCAAGAGUGAUUAAAGAAUCAUAUCUGCCAAUAGAAUACAAAAUGGGCGAAAAAAACGGCUGUCGCUUACGAGGGCGAUAUUUCGUCAAGUGUCACGUGACUGAGCAACAUACGAUUUUUUAUUUUUUGAUUUAAGCGGGGGCCGGCCUCUCAGGCCUCUCUGGAGACACUACUGUGAACGAGAUCGCGAUACGCCGAUCACCCUACGUGUUUCGCUAAGUUUGCGUGAUAACUGAAGUUAUUGAUCAAGUGUACUAAGGAAUAUGUUACCCCAGGGUUGGCGAAGUACUGUCAGUGUCUGACUUGUCGACCGAUAUUGUCUAGGCGAAUGUCGUUUUUAGAAUGUAUGAGCCGGUUUGUUUACCGGGAUUUAGGCCCAGCGAUACGAAGGUAAUCAAUUAUUCAAACUCUCAAAAUAGAUGUCAGUUAAAGUCUCGGGGCUUCAAUGAAUCUCCCUGGGAUGAAUAACUUAAUAUUUUAUUAAAUAGUUUUUCUAAUUCCUUUCGAUGAUCUGUGCAUAUUUCGCCCACUACUGUUUUUAACGGCGUGAUGAAAGGUAGCCUUGUGAAAAAGAAAACCGCACUCCUAGUAAGGUCCAUUAGCAGUGGUGGUGUCGUGUGUUUUGACAACUAAGCAAUGAGUAUAGUCUAAGUGCGCCAAACCGCAGAACCUUGAGACGUUGGCUGCAUAUGAAUAUUUGACUUACUCUGUCGAGUUUUUUCCAACUUCUUGUCCGUGGCAUAUCGCGGUCAGUUGUAGGUUAACGCAGGGAUGGUAAGAUAUAUCUUGUGGUUAAAGAACGGAGAGGUCUUCUAGCUUACCUUAAAACACCACAUUUAUCUUCUUUAUCAGAAGCUUCACCAAGACCGCACCGAAGUCUCUUUUUUUUUCGUUUCGGAAAUGUUUGGAAGUUAAAUGCUUAUCGAUUUCGAGGAUUCAAAUAAGUAAAUGUCAUGCCCAAUACGGCGACUGUCAAACGUAGUGUUCGUUUAAUAUUUGCCAUUUGCGCCGAGGUUAGCUUUCCGAGAGCGCUCUACAAGCAUUUACACUGUACUCAUUGUUUAAUUUUUGACUCAUUUUCAUUGCACUCUAAUAUGACAUUGUUUACUUCUUGCAGAUUAUGGCAGCGUUCAAAAGAUGGCGUUCGAAAUACAAGCGUUACAAGAGCCAAAUACCUGCGCAAAUGAGAAACAGGAUAAUCUUACAUUAUGGACUGUUUAAAAUAACCUGGGAUUGGGUGAUCCUUAUAAUGGUGCUCUACACAGCCAUAGAGGUGCCUUUCGUCUCCGCAUUUGUGUUAACACCAAAACCUGAUGACGAACAACUUGGAGAUAAUGCAACAAGCAAAAGUAAGCUACCAAAUUUAAAUAUGAUGACUUGAGUGUUUCCCACAGAAUUAGAUCUCUAAGCCGUUACGGGUAAAGAAUUGUUUCAUUCCCCGACACUCGGAGAGCCAAAUAUGGAGCUACUUCGAGCAUUCUGAGUGCGCAAACGAAAUCUUGUGAUGUGACAAUUCAUAUCGGAAACCUCCACACAAGCUGCAGUUUCACAUGCUAUUCACUCUUUUUUUGUAAAUUUUUUGAAAUAAAUAAAUGAGGCUUGAACGGGAUUUUAUAGACAGUUCAUUCUAAACAUUUUGAACUUGAAACUUAAGUCACGGUGACGCCUUCAAGUCGUCGAUCGAUUUUGUCUCGCCGACCGGUUUUACCAUGCUUGCCACUAGAUUUUCGUUAAUGAUACAAAUUUUUCUCCAGUUUCAUUCAGGGAAAUAUCUGUUGGAAACUAAACUGAAUACAUUAUGAAACAAUUGAUAGUUUUGCACCUUGAGAAACAAUUUUCAAUUGACAUUUCUUUUGCGAAUAAGCUCACCAUGACUCUAUUCCGUCCAGUUUCAGUUUGAAAGUCGGGUGUUAGUUCUUGUGUUUUGUUGUUGUCGGUUUGUCUUUUUUGCUAUAUACAGCGAUUGAAAUGGGUUGGCAAGCAAGUAGACUCUCCGCGGAGUCGGGCUCUAUCUUUCCUAUAGUUAUCAUAUGUCAGUAGUGAAAGAUAAGGAGGCUGGAAGAGUACCCAGGGGUCGACGACUGUCUAGCUCAAAAAUGUUAAGCCGAUUCAGUAUGCUUUACACUAAAUGGCAACAAUCUUGUGUAAAAUGUGCUGGGGAAAAAUAAAAUCGUUGUCGACCAUUCUUGAGACUGUAAUAUAAUCCUCGAUUUUUUGUGUUGGCUUACGACCACUAACUUGUAGGUAUCUUUCUAAAUUAGCGCCGCAUGUUUACGACCUAAAUUAUUCAUCCUCUGCCUUAAUACCAUUUACGUGAAUGGUAUCGCUGUGGGAUUUCAUUCAAAAACGUAAAGCAAGAACUAUCCACUCUUCACAGCACCACAGGGAAGGACUGAUCAGUGACCAUCAUUUGAAUGGUCAUACGACAAGAUUUUAUCUGCACCGACUCUGAGAUUAGAAACACACUGAACACACAUUAAGUCCGAAGUCAGAGCGAAGAAAGCUAUAUAUAGGAAGCUUAAUUUGCAUGGACAUCCGGUUUUUUGAAUACAACCUGAAAGAUAAGCUUUAAUUUUCGUCACAGUUUUAGCAAAAGAAUUGUGGUUCACAAUGAGGCAUUACUUUUUUAAACAAACUGACAAGACUGUGAAAGAAUUAACAAAGAAAGGACUAUUUCAAAAGCAUUUUCAAUAAACGUGUUGUUUUAUGAAACGUUAAUCGUUGCAGGUGAAAAGUGUUUUAUUGUAGAAACUUAAUGAAUCGUCGUUAAUAACCGAUAUUAGUGACAUCUUUUUUAAUCGUAGUUUUUAUUAGUUUUUGAUAACAACUUUGCCGAAACUUGCUUGUGAAGCACUUUGUUUUUCAUUUUUACUUGGAAAUAAGAAAAGCUUUGGUUUCUGUUACAAUGAAAAAGGCCCGGUCAAAUAUCACUUAAAGCACUUUACAGCACUAUUGUUUGUAUUUUAAUUACAAAUUUUUAACUAAGCAUGUGAAAAUUUUGUCGAAUAGCAACUUAAAGUUUUUUGUUAACUUUCUUGGCAUAUCAUUUUGAAAAAAAAAAAAAUACUGAUUUGACAUUUAAAAUAUGAAAAAAAUAUUAUAGCUAAUAACCUUCAUUUUAAGCAUGUAAGCUUACAAAAUAUUAUCAUAUACGUUGUGUGUUCCCUCUUUUAUGCGGUGUAAAUUUGCAUUAGGCAUUUAGAGAUAAACAGUCGCCCUUAGUUAUGAGCUCAUUACUAAAGCAUUUCCUUUGUCUCACAACAGAAUUUUUCGACUCUUACUAGCCGCUACGCAUUUCACUUGAAAGUAGGAAACGACGGUUAUAAGAUGCAGUCAAUCUAUCUUAUCUGAAAUCUUGAUUUUAUUUUGAGCUGCCUAAUUACAACUGUUUUUAUAUAGUCAGGGCAUUGCCACCUGCGCCUGGCUCGGUACCCUUUACAAAAUGUUAAUGAAAUAAUGCCACACGCAAUAUGGCUUAAAACUUAAAGGUUUCAUCAUGCCUGAAAAUCGUGCCGUGUUGGGGUGAUUAUGGCUUCAAGAAAGGCGCUGUCAGGCCUCCGAAAAAAUAGAAACCUGACUGGCAUAAUCCCUCUUAUUAAUGGGUGACCCAUAUCGACCAGUCGUAUAUUUCACAACUAUUAACUGCUAUGGAGGGGGAGACCUUCUUAGAAAAACGCGGGGAGGGUAAAGAUGUAGGAUGGCAGGAUUUUUUUGUUUUUGUUUUGUUUAGAUUAGGGGGAGGGGGAAGGGAUAUCCAAGUAAUACGGUCCCCCCACCCCCCCUGUACGUACCGAGGCACAGAUCACGUACAACAAAAGAAACGUACAAGAAAGCCAAACUAUGAAGCUCCUAUGAGAACUGUAUUGCUUUUGUGAUGGCGGUACCUGCAGAAAGACCCGGAAUACAUCUUUGGGGGGUGGGGAGAGAAUAGAGACCCAAAGGAAAGACGUUUUUCGAGCGACGCACUUCAAGCGGAAGAGUGGGUUUUGUAUUCUUUGCCAGUUAGUUUUGCCCAAAUUUUCAGACAAUUCGUCUCUUUACGAUUGAAGACGCUUGAACAAUAAAAUUGGGCAUUUUCAGGCAUAAGGGAAAUGGCCUUACUUUUGAGUGACGUGUGUCGCUUAAUAACGCAUUUGCUUUUACCGAAAUAAACUAAACUACCCACGUUUUCAAAAGAAGUUUCAUUCAAGGAAUGCCCUGCUUAACAACAUCGUUGGUACAAACCAGACAUUUCGAUGGUGAACCGUCUUGCUCAGUGGUUUAAAAGCGCUCACCAAGCGUUUUUUUCAAAACCUGCAGAUCACAAAAUACUAGCCUGAGAAAACAGACAGUAUUUUGCGACGCCACCGACAGUUUACCCGCGAAAUGACGUCUGAGAAACGAGCGCAGAAAUUCCAUACUGAUGGCGCGUCACUACCCAGAUCUGGGUAGUGCUUCUGAUUGGUUAAAGCAAAUUUCCCAGGCCUUACGACCAAUGGACCGUUGGUGGCGUCUCAAAAUGUCGUCUGUUUUUUCAGGCUAAAAAUACUGGCUAACAUGCCUAUUGCAGAUAAUUAAUGGCAUUCGGCUUGAUAUUUACGCUAAAGUAUUCAUUUUGAUGAAAAUUCGUGUUAUGUUUCAAGGUAACUGAAACUUAUCAUACACAAAACCAUCCAUAAAAACAUGGGGAAAUUAAGUAAAAACUACGAUAAUAUUGUACCAGACACACACAAAAAACUAUAACAUGACAACGACGAGACAACUUCGUUCCCAGGCCUUCUCCUAUUCACAGAAAGACGAGGGGUCCUGGGUCGAGGUUGGAGUGACAAAAAAUCCGUUCGCUACGUAGCCUAUUCCUGGCUUUUUUCGCUGCUCGCUCCCUUUAUUCAUCCAUCCACACUGACCGGCAGCCUGCACAGGCUAGUAGCUACGCCAUGGCAUUUUAGUUUGAUAUAUUGUCAUGUUUAUUAUCUAUGCAGAUGCCGAUUCAAGUCUGGGUUAUUUUGAGUCAAUCAAACGUCGGAAUCCUGAGGCCUACCCGCUUCUCUACACAGAUCUCAUCAUAGACUUUCUUUUUAUGAUCGACAUUUUGAUGAAUUUCCGCACCACUUACGUCAAAGAGGGCGAGGUGCUGAUUACGAAUCCAUGGAAGAUCGCUGUUCAUUACUUAAAGACUUAUUUUGUGGUGGAUUUGGUAGCCGCUAUUCCCUGGGAUCUGCUGGCCAGUUUCAACUCGGGGACAGAGGAGGUCAGUAGGUCAAGACCUUAAUGCGAUUUUUCUUAUUUUUGCUGAAAUUUGAGAAAAACCCUCGUAUUUAUGUAUGUUAUUUAACAGAAAGGUCAGGGCCAGGGUGCAUAAAGCCUUCUUAAAGGGAACCUCCACUCUUACUACAGAAUAAGUUUAAAUCGAAUAAAAUUAUGUUGAUAAACAAAUUUGUUCGAAAUUUGUCCUAAAAAAAGUGUUUAUAUCAGGAAAAGUGAAUUUUAAAAUCGCUUAUUUUCACUUUCAAAUUUCGCGGGCGCCGCCAUCUUGAAUAAUUGUGACGUGUUACGGUUGCUCUAUUGUUCUGACACAAAGAGCUUUUGUUUAAUAACAAUAGGGCAACCAUUACACGUCACAAUUAUUCAAGAUGGCGACGCCCGCAAAAUUUGAAAACAAAAAUAGGCGAAUCUAAAAGUUAUUUCUUUCGGAGACAAACGCUUUCUUUAAAAAUAUUUUAGAUUGACUUGACUGUAACAGUUAUUUCCUGUGAUUUAAAGUUAUCUGUUUGUUGAAGUGGAGGUUCCCUUUAAGAUAAGAGGGCUCUUAACUUUUGUUCUGGAACAAUAACCUAUUAUUUUGAAAUAAUAGUUACGAGUUCCCUUUAUCUUAAGGUGGUUUUUACAACCCGACCCAGGCACUCACGGUACUGUCCUUACUUUCCUUCCUUCCUUACGUUCUGUUAUAUAAAAGUGACCCCUUAACACAGGUUUGUUGUUGCAUAAAAUAUGAACUAAAUAUGUGCGAGGGAAAUCUAGAGGAGGCAGAGAGGCAGAGCGGUUAGAGCGUUGGACUUGCAAUUCGGAAGCCAAGUCCAGCUCUGACCACUAGCUGGAUUUAUUCACGGUAGCUAGUCCCGAGUUCAAAUCCUCGACCACGCUUGUAAAUAGCCAGCUGGUUUGCCUCUGGCCAGUUGGGAUUCUUAACCCUGUUACGUUUGAUUAUAUUAUUUGAAUCAUUUGUUUCGGUCAUUUUCUCGUCCCCACUAGCAUAAAUACUAUAAUUACUGCCGAGGGUCAAUAAAGGAAUUAAUUAAUUAUUAAAUAAUUAGAUGAGGUGAAAUAGGUAUAAAUAGUUAUUUAGGUGACAAAGUGGAGAUGUGGGAGCAGGUUUCCUAGUAAUUCAUACAUUGCUUUUCAAACCGAUCUAUUUUAAUUAAAUCGACAAUUUUCCUUCGCUACUGUUUUUACGUACCCUAUCAUAUGACAGCGUGCGAGGCUUCUUAGAACACAAUACGUUUUGGCUGUCAAGUAAACCGUUGGAUAGUGGAAGAAGUAGAGACGCGGGAAACGAACUAGUCGAGCAUGAAACGUUGAGGUGGCGAAAACUGGGCACUGUUUGUUAAGUUCUAAACUUUGACUUCGUAUUGUGUGCGAUUAUACUUCCUGUUGACUUUACCGUAGUAAUAAGUUUGCCCUGGUACUAAUAAAAUUGGCCAUGACUGGCCGGAAAGAAAUAAUAUGCAAUGGGUUAUCUUACCUUUAUGAAAAACGGAGCGGUGAUUCGCUGUUUGGUGUCUGAAUCAACUAGUAUAAAUGUACCUUUUUCCGUUUUCAUCGGCCUAAAUUCGAAUUCGGCUUACGCAAAUGUACGACGUUUGUAAUGGGCCCCAAGAAUCACUUAAACUGCAACACUUAUCUUUCAACCGUUAAUACUGCUCCUUUCUCUUGAUUUUGCCAGAACACAAUGUUAUUUAGUCUUCUGAAGACGGCUCGCUUACUAAGGCUGUUUCGUGCCGCAAGGAAACUGGAUCGAAACUACGAGUACAUGACGUCCCUUUUAUUUUUAAUGAUCGUGUUUUUUAUGCUGGUUGCUCAUUGGCUAGCUUGCAUUUGGUAUGCAAUCGGUAAAGAAGAAGCCGCAAAGUACGACGGAUUAUCGUGGCUCAGUAUUCUAAAAUAUCAAAUGGACGUGCCAAUGGCUGAAGAAAACGACGACCCGUCUGCCAUGAUCAGCCUCCGGACACGGUAUCUGACGUCACUAUAUUACGUCAUGACCCUGUGCACUACUGUAGGGUUUGGAAAUGUUUCGGCAAAUACAGACGCCGAAAGGAUUUUCUCUAUUUGCUGUAUGCUUAUGGGAGGUUAGUCGUUGCUUUUGUUCUUUCUUUAUGAAAAUUAUCAAUGCCAGUUCUCAACCGCAUCCAAAGGCCAAAGAGUCUAGCCUGAGAAGACAACCGACAUUCCGCGGCGUCACCAAAGGUUUUCCGUCAAAAUGACGUCUGAGAAACGAAUGCAGAAAUUCCUUGCUGAUGACGUGUCACUACCCAGGACUGUUAAAAGUGUUUGAUUGGUUGAAGCAAGUUUCUAUCGCGUCACGACCAAUCAGAAGCACUGCUCAGAUAUGGGUAGUGACACGUCAUCACUAUUGAAUUUUUGCUUUCCUUCCUCAGACGUCAUUUUGCGGGAAGACUAGUGGUGGGGUCGCGAAAUGUCGGCUAUUUUCUCAGGGUACAAAGACCCUAACCAGACAAGGUCGUCUUUUUGAUGACGGUAGGGCCUGGGGGAGUGGACUAUGCAGACAUCGAAAAGAUAGCAAGACUUUUUUUAUUUUUAAUCAACUUUGGGUUUUCGUUUUUGUUAUAAGAGGGAGUUAAAAAAAAUCAUAGUCUUCCACUAUAUAUUUGGUUUUGUAAUGCAGUCGAUUACAGUACAAACCCGCGUUUAAGAACCCACAUUUUAAGUCAGCCAAAAUAGGUUCUUUUUAGGGGGGAUGGUUGUUUUAAUUUUGGUAUUUUGGGCUAAGUAGGUUCUCACUUAAGGUUCCUAAUGUCUGUACGAAGGAGACGUAGUGUAUUUGCUUACCAGAAAAAUUAGUGAUCUUGGGUUUGGCACUUAAUUUACAGUCUUUUUCACAACUGUAUUACGAUAAGCUUCAAAUAACUGAUUAGAGCGUAAGGUGCAUAUCUAGUGGUACAACAAUUUCUUGUUAUAGAAAUUUGUAAUCUCAAAGUCAAAUUCCUCGGUUAAAAUUUUUAUUAUAAUAUAACUGCAACGGUAAUCCUCAUACAAGAACCUGCUUGAUCUGGCUUGGGUUAACAGGUUCUUAUACUUUUGGUUAUGAACAUGGCAAAUGUCUGCCAGCAGGUUAAACCACUUUCAUACACGGGUGUUUUUACUGUAUUUUGUUUCCUUUUUUUUAGCUGUGAUGCACGCAGCCAUAUUUGGUAAUGUGACAGCCAUCAUUCACGGUCAGUAUUCCAGUAACUUCCGGUAUAGGAAGGAGUCUCUUCAAAUAAACGAAUUCGUUCGUUAUUUCAAGAUUAAGAACCCGCUUGCUCGUAGGCUCAGGGAUUACUCACGUCACACGUGGUCCCAAACCAAGGGAACAGAUAUGGCCAAGGUGAGUAUCAUGUGAUCAGAAAUACUUCCGAGGAGCGCUAACUCGUGUUCAGUAGUGGAAAGUGCAAAUUUCUUUAAACGUAAGGUGUAAAGACUUUCACAUAGGAAAAUUACCUGACAGUUAAUAUUCGCACCCUAGAGCAACUAAACAACUUAAAGAUGAAUGUCCACCGUUUCAUAAUAUUUUAUGCCGAUACAAACGCUGUACUAUAGAAUAAUAAAUAGAAGCAGAUGAUACAAAAUUUGCAAUUAUUGGAUGAGGCUGAAAAUGCCUUUGUAACGGCUUCGGCGGAUAACAUCCUCCGAUAUCUGCUUAGUUCUUCCGAGAUCAUUCGUCAUAAGUCAGGGGAUUUGACGCAAUUAGAAACGGGGAAAUGUUUUAAUAAUAACUGAAAUUUGAAUAGUCUCUCUAAAGUAUUUUACCCACUCGAAUAAACUGAAGGACAGGAACAACAAUAACAACAAAAGCGGAACAUAGCUAAUCAGCUUGCAAAGUUAAUACGAUACCAGAAAUCUCAGUAAACAAUCACGCAGCUGUUGUACCUUGUGGAUAACUAAAGGUUAAACUUAAAGCCAUUUUAGCGAAAGCGACAUUUACCUCUCCAGCCACAUAAUUAUUCAAGUGUUGUAGCGUCGAUUCACUUUUUAAUUCCAUAAGGUGCACAAAACGCUGUCUCUGAAGAGAGACCACAUUUUCGUUUCUCGCAGGUUAUGGAAAAGUUCCCCGAUGGUCUACAGUACGAAAUCCAUCUUCAUAUGCACCUGACUGUUUUAUCUGAUUCGUUUCUGUUCAACUGUUUUGACGACAGCUGUUUGAGAGCGCUAGCAAAAAAAAUGCAUCGGCACCAUCAUCUUCCUGGACACCAGAUUCUACACGAAGGUGAUGACAUCGAUUCCGUGCAUCUCGUGAGAAGAGGAAAGAUUGACAUCAUGGUGCACAACAAACAGUGUGGAACGAUAAGUGAGUCUUACCUCUUAAAAUUAGCCAUAGCUUGCACGGUAGUGCAUCCUGAGCAACAUUCGUUUCCUUUUCAAAGUGUGCAAUGUGCGAGAGCAUGGAGCAAUGUGGAAGGGAAGGGGAAUUGGAGAAGAAGGAAGGGCGCGUGCUUUGUCGCGCUUUCGGAUGAAAAGGACUGGAAUCAGGUUACAUUUAGAAGGCUUUUCUUGAUUGUUAUUGGUGGGGGGUUGGAAUCCACUGGUAUUUCCGCCGUCCUUUAACCUCAGUCAUACUUUGUUUAGCCCUUCGAAGCUUCCAAACAAAUUAACAUCUGUUCUACCUCCCCUGCAGGGCUUCCCAAAAUGUCGUACCCCUCUAAAUUUCUGCUUUCCCUCUCAAGGUCAUAAUAGAUUAAGCGCCCCCCCCCUUGAAGGCUCCAUAGGCUCAAACGUCAAAUAGGUAUCACAGAAAGGUAGUGCUGAAUUACUGUUAUCUAAAGGGCGACCUGGGCAAAAAAUAAAACCAAUUAUUAUUCAUUCAAAAUAUUUCCCCGAUUCUGAUUGGCUUAAAGCACACGCAUAAUUCACCAUAACCAGUUACUGAUGACCAAAUUGCAAUAAUUUUGUGUUUAACGAGGAAAUGACGUCAAAAAUGCAGCGUUCUUGCAGGUUAAUGCACCGUUAACUGAGAAGACCUGUUGACGAGGUUAAGUUGUUUUAGAUGUGAAAACAAAAAAUGGCGGACAUUUCACUCGUUUCAAGAGUAAGAACUAGGCGAAAUUAUAGCUAAAAACAUGGCAAGAGCACAACUCGAAGGGCGACAUCUGCUAUUUGGGCAAUAUUUGCGGAGCUGAACAACCCUAAACGUGCACUAUCGAAGGUGAACUUAACAUCGAUGGAGGUAAGCAUGUUUUAGCUUUGGUUUUAAACUAGGAAUUAUUUUGAAUGAAUAAUAGAACAAUUAUUGAAUUCGGCUUGCGUAUCAUAUGAAGAAUAAUGGAGAUCUCGGAGGGUGUUAUCCACCUCGGCCUACGGCCUCGACGGAUAACACCCUCCUCGAUCUCCAUAAUUCUUCAUAAGAUACUCAGUCUCAUUCAUUAAUUGUUAAAUAUGUCAUGCGUAACCGUCUUUAUCCUUUGUCUCUUCUAGGGGAAGGUGACGCAUAUGGGGCUAGUUUAAGGCAAAUUUCAUCCCGCCCAAGGGCUAAAGUUGCCUUGCGAGCAUCUACUUGUGUGGACUGUCACGUGAUCAAGCUUAAAGACCUUGAUGAUGUCUUGCAGUCAUACCGUGAUCUGCGUACGCAGCUGCUAGAAACAAUGGAUGCUGCUCACCAAAAUGAUUUAUACGAUGAGGUAGUUCAAUCAUAUUUGUCACGAUUUCCCUUUCCCCUUGUUUUCGCUGCGUUUUACAAUCUUGCAAAGCCUAUAAUAGAUAGUUAGGUUUUGUCCACUUGCAGACCGACGGAUUAAACGCUUUUCACCAGUUGCCCUAAUAUGUCACACUUCUAUUUAUGGCGAGACAACAACUGCUAAAUUCUCCUGAAAAGGAAAAAAAAAAUUGGUCGAUAUCCUGUGAGAUAAGGGGUUUAGUCCCUGUUCGCUUUUCCCCGUUUAUUGUUAGAACUUCGGGGUCAUUCUUAGGGGAACGGAGAUGACUUUGUCACCGUAUAUUGUUAUCUGGAAUCCAAGACUGUCUUGUUUUACCGUACAUGGGGAGACUUUGAUGUAGUUAGAGGGAGCAUGUUUUAGGUGGAAAGAGUUGAGAAGAUUAAAAUGUCAAGCGACCGGUUUCGAGCUGACGUUUCUCGAAAAUGUUCGUGGAAACAGUGACCUGCGUGUAGUACUCUUCCAUUUUCGACGACGCAGAUGUCUUUGCGGAACGCAAAAGUUAUGGCGGGGGCAGUUAAUGUUAAAAAAGCUUGGCUAACGAUUGAGUGCUUUAUGAUUUAACUGUAGUCACAAAAUUGGUUUUUAGAGUUCUUUUGGUUCUUUUACAGGAUUUUACGAAUGGGAACAUCUAUGAAGCAAACAAGAACGGCUCAAAACCUGGUGCGAAGCGGAAAAAUACGUGUACGCACAAGAAAACCGCUUAA